Molecule: messenger RNA, 1500 nt
Organism: Notechis scutatus (mainland tiger snake)
Lineage: Eukaryota; Metazoa; Chordata; Lepidosauria; Squamata; Elapidae
Gene: TIMM10B
Product: translocase of inner mitochondrial membrane 10B
Source: RefSeq, a predicted model, not a curated record
UUGCGGGCCGGCCCCGGAGGCUCCGGCGUCGGUCGGGCGCGCGUCGGCCCCAGCGCAGGCACACCGGAAGCGACGUCGGCGCGGCGGAAGUGGCGUCACGGGGAGCACAGGUGAGCGCACCCAGCCCGCAUGGAGGACCCCACGCCGGAGACGCAGCAGCUACGCAGUCUGCGGGACUUCCUGCUGGUCUACAACCGGAUGACGGAGCUCUGCUUCCAGCGGUGCGUGGCCGACCUCAACUACCGCGCCCUGACCCGCCAGGAGGAGGCCUGCCUGGACGGCUGCGCCGGGAAGCUGGUGCGCUCCAACCACCGCCUGAUGGCCGCCUACGUGCAGCUGAUGCCUUCCCUGGUCCAGCGCCGGAUCGCCGACUACGAGGCCGCCGGGAGCUCUCCCGCGCCUCCCGCCGCUCUCCCGCCGCCCGCCUCCUCUUGACCCGCCUGCGCCGCCUCCGCGAUGCCUGCUCUGGGAGGAGCGCUGGGGAGCCCCGCGGGCGCAGGUCUCCUUCGAGCGACGGCCUCGCCUGCGGAGGAGAAGCGGUAGCGGCUGCGGGGGGACACUUGGGGGCUGAGACGGGCUCCUUCCCUUCGGAAGAAUGUGCGUUUCCCGAGGCGGGGUCAGGAGGAGCUUUCCACGGCCGAGAAACAUCCUGGCCCCCGGGGCCGAUGCCCUUGAGACCCAGCCUUCGAAGCUCUCUGCUAGCCCCCACCGCUGUUUACCAGAGGCGGCUUCUCACUUUCCCAAGCCGAGGUGGAGCGAAGAGCCUAAAACGCUCCUACCUGAAGGAUCCUGGUCAAGGACCAUGCCUGGCCAUGCACAGGAUGCUUGAAGGAGGACUCCGACAAUCUAGAAUUGGUGCCGGUUGUCCUAAAGGGUGCCUCGGGUGGCCUUGCUUCUUCAAAAUGGCCUGUGGAAGUUCCGGUGGUUGUUACCUGAGCCUGUGUUGCUGCUCCAUUGCACAGCUGAGCAUUAAGCUUAAUUGGUUAUGCUUAAAUGACCAUUAAGCAGGCCUGCCCUGCCUUCAGCCACAGCAUCAGGUUCCCCCCCCCCCUCUUCCAGGCCAAAGAGCUCCACGGUGGCCCUGGGGAUCCAGAGAGGUGAGGGGCUCCCUUCUCUUAGAUCUGUUAAAGCAGAGGCUUUCGUAGCAGGUAGCCUGAAAAGAUCUAGGGAAGGAGACCCAUUAAUGUAAUUGUGUUCAACCUCUGGGAACUCUCUGUUUGGACUAUGUGUUGAGCUGUUCAAAGGAAAGUAACUUCGUGGCCUCCAGUAACCAUAUAAUUUCUGGGGCAACUGUGCAAAAGUGGCUUGCCAUUGCGUUUUUCUGGUCUGUUCUAAUGGCAAGGCCUGGGUUAAUAAGACACAAUUGGUUGGAUUGGAAUUUUUUAUUACAUGUUAAAUUCAGUAACAAUUACAUUGUUUUCAGGGUAUACAUCGUACUUGGAAUUCUACAACAAUUACAUGGUCUUGUUUUUUGGAUUGUAUUAUAUAAUGAAAGAGAAA